Carya illinoinensis is the source of this 1620-nucleotide messenger RNA. Its product is annotated as protein STRICTOSIDINE SYNTHASE-LIKE 13. Gene Ontology annotation, molecular function: strictosidine synthase activity. The record is from RefSeq and is a predicted model, not a curated record. The coding region runs from base 248 to 1486 and encodes 412 amino acids. NCBI's taxonomy places the organism in Eukaryota, Viridiplantae, Streptophyta, Magnoliopsida, Fagales, Juglandaceae. Gene Ontology annotation, biological process: biosynthetic process. The transcript has 4 exons.
ACGGAUACCUUUGUGCAUGUACGUUUGUUUCCUUUAGUAAAAAAGAAUGCCAGCCACAUGGCCAACAAUAGACAACCUACUCCCAACCACAAAGCCCAUCACAUUAUAAUGCAUGCUAGCUAUCAACUUCUUACCGUAUGAAAUUCUGCCAAACUAAAGUACUAUCCAUCACCAUUUCCACCCUCGAGUCUUUAGAUAAUUCUUGAUCAUCAUAAAGACCUGGAAUCUCAUUUUUCAACAUCCCAGUAUGGAGAAGAUCAUCAAGAAAAACCCACUCAAAGAUGAAGCAUUACUUCAGCAUCCAAUCCUUUUUGUUCUUGUUUUGGUCUUGGGUUUUGUUAUAAUGGAUCCUUUCAAUAUGGGUCCCCUAGGAAGCCAUGAGUUUAUGCCUGUGAAGCACACAAUUGCACCAUACAAGCAAGUCAUGGAGAAUUGGCCUAGAGACAAUCAAAGCCGGCUAGGACUUGGAAAAUUGGAAUUUGAGAAUGAAGUCUUCGGCCCUGAAUCGUUAGAGUUCGAUCACUUGGGGCGUGGCCCUUACACAGGAUUGGCCGACGGACGUGUUGUUCGAUGGAUGGGUCAAAGUGUUGGGUGGGAGACCUUUUCACUCGUGACACCAAGUUGGUCAGAGAAGCUUUGUGCUAAAGGUGUCGAUUCAACCACAUCCAAGCAAUGGAAGCAUGAGAAAAGGUGUGGCCGUCCCCUUGGCCUAAGGUUCGAUAAAGAAAGUGGAGAUUUGUACAUAGCCGAUGCUUAUCAUGGCCUUAUGGUUGUUGGGCCUGAAGGAGGACUUGCAAGAUCUCUGGCAACUCAAAUAGAAGGGAAGCCCAUAAUGUUUGCCAAUGACCUUGACAUUCAUAAAAACGGUUCCAUCUUCUUCACAGACACUAGCAAAAGAUACGACAGAGUGAACCAUUUCUUUAUAUUGUUGGAAGGGGAAGCCACUGGUAGGCUUCUCAGAUAUGACCCACCAACUAAAACAACUCAUGUUGUCUUGGAGGGGUUGGCUUUUCCGAAUGGAGUACAAUUAUCUAGGGACCAAACCUUCCUCCUCUUUACUGAAACUACCAACUGCAGGCUAACAAAAUACUGGUUGGAAGGUCCAGAAUCUGGAACCACAGAAGUGGUUGCUGACUUGCCGGGUUUCCCAGACAAUGUAAGAAUAAAUGAGAAAGGUCAAUUUUGGGUAGCAAUAGAUUGUUGCCGAACUGCUGCACAAGAAGUUCUCACACACAAUCCUUGGAUACGAAGUGUCUACUUCCGACUGCCAAUUCAAAUGAGCAUCUUAGCUCGAUUGAUGGGGAUGAGAAUGUACACAGUGAUCUCACUCUUCAAUGAGAAAGGAGAGAUUUUGGAAGUUCUUGAGGAUAGAAAGGGUGAGGUCAUGAAACUAGUUAGUGAAGUAAGAGAAGUAAAUGGGAAGCUAUGGAUUGGCACUGUGGCUCACAACCACAUUGCCACCCUCGCUUACCCCUUGACUAAUUAAGGCGUUAACUUCAAUUUGAUGAAAGGGGUUAUUGGUGUUUGUAUUUAUUGUUAGAUAUUAGAUGUUUGACUUGAUUUAUGAUUCGGGUAACAAUAUUGGUGUUUAAAUGACAAGCAUGGUCUCUUAUAUUUGUA